Drosophila albomicans is the source of this 490-nucleotide messenger RNA. RefSeq names its product U6 snRNA-associated Sm-like protein LSm3 (gene LSm3). NCBI's taxonomy places the organism in Eukaryota, Metazoa, Arthropoda, Insecta, Diptera, Drosophilidae. Gene Ontology annotation, biological process: P-body assembly; mRNA splicing, via spliceosome. Gene Ontology annotation, cellular component: P-body; U4/U6 x U5 tri-snRNP complex; precatalytic spliceosome. The transcript is spliced from 2 exons. Gene Ontology annotation, molecular function: RNA binding. The coding region runs from base 107 to 418 and encodes 103 amino acids. The record is from RefSeq and is a predicted model, not a curated record.
UAUUUUUUAGUGCAAAAAAUAAGCAAGCAAAACAAGACAACUUACGUUUGCCGCAGUUUUGUUAUUAUUAUCGUGAACGUAAAAGUGAUUUGAGUGUGGUUAUAAAAUGGCAACUGAAGAGGAACAGCUUAGCCAGGUCAUAUUGCCGGUCAAAGAGCCGCUGGAUCUGAUCCGUCUCAGCUUAGACGAGAAGGUCUAUGUAAAGAUGCGAAAUGAGCGGGAACUGCGGGGCAGAUUACACGCAUUCGAUCAGCACUUGAACAUGGUGCUGGGCGAUGCAGAGGAAACAGUGACCACCGUGGAAAUCGACGAGGAAACGUACGAAGAAGUCUACAAGACCACAAAGCGCACAAUUCCCAUGCUCUUUGUGAGAGGAGACGGUGUCAUCCUCGUGUCGCCGCCCAUGAGAGUGGGCUAGAGUUAAAUUAUAUUGCGCAUUUCUACAUAUUUGUAUUAAGGUUGAAUUGUAAUAAACUGCUAAUGAAAUUGA